Molecule: messenger RNA, 1302 nt
Organism: Trichoderma aggressivum f. europaeum
Lineage: Eukaryota; Fungi; Ascomycota; Sordariomycetes; Hypocreales; Hypocreaceae
Exons: 3
Coding region: 1-1302 (433 amino acids)
Molecular function (GO): GTP binding
Source: RefSeq, a predicted model, not a curated record
AUGAAGAUUCCUCCUACUCACAUGGAAACGAAUACAGCCGCUAUCGAUGCGGGUUUUCGUCAUACCCCUUCACCAGUUAUCUGCCAGUCGGCCCCGAUGGCGGAUCACCUAUUCGACCGGCAUCUUGAGACCGAACAAGCUUUUGAGAGCACCAGUCGCAAUGAAGAACUUGUCGACAAGAAGUCUCGCCACUGGUACAACACAUUGUGCCGUCAUUUGGCCGAUGCCAAUGGAGCAGUAUCUGGAGCAGUAAUGUCGUUUUUGAAUUCGAGCCUCGGGGACACCAAGUUGAUACUAGUCGUCGGCCAAGCCGGUACAGGCAAGUCAACCAUCUUGGAAGAGUUGACAGGCCUGGAUCUCACAGUAGCUGGAAGUCUAAAGUCAGGUACUCGUACAUACCAAGUCUGCCCAGCCAUCAUUGAUCGUGGCCAGUAUCUCUUUGUCGACACAGCUGGGUUUGGCGCCGCCGAUACCAACGAUGUCGAAAACUUUGGAGACAUUAUGGCGUGCCUCUACAGUUUGGGUUUGUUCAUGACUCCCACCGGUGUCAUGUUUGUCUUUGGAAGGGUCGGAACCAGAUUCAUGGACCACGACCUCAAGACAGUGCGUUGGAUAGAAUGUUUCUGCGGUCCCAAAUUCUUCAAAAACAUCACCAUCGUUAUAUCGAUGUGGGAUAGGCUCAUAGAAGAGGAUUUCGAGCAAGAGUGCCGGAAAAUCCACGAACUAGUCGAUGUGCCAGAUAUUACUCGGAUUUUGAACCCGCCUGGCCCAUAUGAAGGAGGUGUCAUGUACCAUCACGGCCUACCAGAGGGAAAGCUCGAGGGCGUCCAGUACUCGUCCGUGAUGAGUAAGAAGCGACACAGGAAGCAGAGGAGCGAUGCAUUGAAAGAUCUGAUUCGUGACCGAUACGCUCAUUGCAAGCCAAUCAAACUUCAGGUAAUGAGAGAUGAUCUCAAGGUUGUUUCAUGGUCAGAUACGGAAGCUGGAAAAGUCCUCUUGGCGCGUCAGUCCGAAAUAGAGAUCAGAAUAUCUGGUGGUCGCGCUAUCGUGUACGAGAAAAACUCUCCCUUGGUCUGGAUGUCAAAAAAAGAGAUGGCAAAAAAAAUGUCCGAGAUGGAGGAGCCACUGGAUGAUAACGAGGGAAGUUGGCUGAGAACGGUUAAUCGCUGGUAUGAGGUGAUGAAGAGUGUUUCGUCGUACUUUGACGAAGCCAGAAAAAUGAGAAAUGAGGGCAACGAAAAGCCGCCAGCUUGGAAUCUAUGGGGCUCUCUGAAAAAAUGGUUCCAGCGCUGGUUCUCCUAG